UGCGCGUCUCUGUGUGGAGCCACGUGAUCGCGCCUUGGUCCGCUCCUCCAGCUGCGCCUCCGCGGUUCCUCUGCCCUUUGGGGACUCACGAUCAGCGGGAACCUUUACAGGAACCUCGCCACUGUUUGAACAUGACGGUCGAGAGGAUAUUUGAUGAGCUCGGGCAUUUUAAAAGAUUUCAGGCUUGUCUCUACUUUGCUGCUGUCUUCCAAGCUACUGCCUGUGGAAUCCACUACCUGGCCUCUGUAUUCCUGGUGGAGACACCAAACUUUGUGUCUAUCAUACCUGACAACAUCACUGACAUCCUCUACGGCAACAUAACAGCAUCUAGCAUUCAAGAGAUCCUGCCUGAAUUUAAAAAUGGGAAGAAGGCGCUGGUGGUGAGGACGGACCAGGGAGAGCAGUGGGAGCUGAGCAGAUGCGAGUGUGCUCUUCGGAUCAACCCAACUGAUUUUACCUAUGAAUUCUAUGGCAACAAGAGCAAGCAAACCUGUGAUGGUUUUGUUUACGACCACAGUGAAAUUCAGAGCAGUAUAGUGACAGAUUGGGACCUGGUGUGUGAGGGGGAAUGGUUGGCCAAACUAUGUCAGCCCACCUUCAUGCUGGGAGUCCUGAUCGGUGCCCUGGUGUUUGGAGACAUCGCUGACAGGGUGGGCCGUGUAAAGGUUAUGAUGCUCACCAGCCUCUGCCAGUUUGGGUUUGGAGUAGCUGUUGCUUUUUCUACAAAUUACUAUGUAUUUGUGGUGCUUCGUUUCCUUCUUGCAAUGGUGUCCAGUGGAUACUUGGUGGUGGUUUUUGUCUAUGUGACAGAGUUCACUGGCAGUAAGGUGCGCACCUGGACCUCCAUGCACGUACAUGCAGCCUUUGCAGUGGGCGUCAUGGUGGUGGCUCUGACCGGGUACUGUGUGCGAGUGUGGUGGAUCUACCAGAUCAUUCUUUCCACCUGCACAGCACCCUUCCUGCUCUUCUGCUGGAAGUUCCCUGAGACUCCAUUCUAUCUCCUGGCUAAGGGCCGAUACAGCGAGGCCCAGAGCCUGCUGGACAACAUAGCCCGAGUGAAUGGGAUGGAGUGCAGACUGAGAGCAGAGGAGCUGAUGGAGCUGGAGAAGAAUGGCCCUGGUCUGCCGCAGAAAGAGGCUCAGUCAGCAGCUCAAAGUGAAAAGAAGCUCUCCAUCCUGGACCUGUUUGGCAGCUGGAGGAUGGCAGGACGUACCUGCACCGUGUGGGCCAUCUGGUUCAUUGGCAGUCUGGGCUACUAUGUCUUCUCUCUGGGCUCCGUCACUCUCGGGGGGAACCAGUAUGUGAACCUGUUCCUUGUUGGUCUAGUGGAGCUUCCCUCUUAUCUGAUUGGCUGUUUUGCUAUGGACCGGAUUGGGAGGAAGAGGACUUGCGCCCCUGCUCUGCUCCUGGGCUCCGUUGCGUGCAUACUCAUCAUUGUGGUACCUGCUAACAUCCAUGCUCUGACUAUUGCUUUGAGUAUGAUUGGAAAGUUUUCUAUUGCGAUCGCCUUUGGUCUCAUCUACCUGUACACCUGUGAGUUGUACCCCACCAUCAUCAGGUCUCUGGCUGUAGGCAGUGGCAGUAUGAUGUGCCGCGUGGGUAGUGUAGUGGCUCCCUUCUGUGUGUAUCUGUCUGAUGUAUGGAUCUAUCUACCACAGUUAAUUGUUGGGAUUCUUGCUUUCAUUAUUGGAGUGUUAACCUUUAUGUUGCCGGAAACACUUGGAAAACCCCUGACCUCCACCUUAGAAGAAGCUGAAGCUCUGGGACUGGAGCCCAAAAAGAGGAUUGCUCCUCAGGACUGUAAACAUGCGGAGGAGAAGAUGGAGAUGAACCCACGUGAUAACACUGUCUGAACUGUGACCCUCUGAACAUCUCUGCUUUGGCCUGGUGCUGAUGCUCAUUAAGAGGUUUUUGUGUAGAACUGGUUCUUUCAGUUUAUUUAUGUGAGACCAACAGCAAAAAAGCUUUUAAGGUGUAAAUCCUUUCAAUAUUAUUAUCAAGAAUAUGGGUCCCACCCAUAGACUGUAUAUAGGAGUAUAUUUACAGUCUAUGGUCCCACCAAAUGAUAUAAGACAAAUUAAAUAUUAAUUUAUAUUGCAAUUAUUGUAUUUAAUGAAAUAUUGUGUUGUUAGAAUGAAGUUAGUCAUCAUAACUAGAUAACAAACAUCCAGUCAAUACAACAUUGCUGUUUUUUUGGAACAAACCUAGCAUUACUCUAUAGACCGCAUCACUGAUACUUUGUCAUUUUAGAAUCCUUCCUUGUGCCUUACCAUUAAGACACCAGUUAUCUUAUAUUAUAUUAUUCUGCUUUUUGAAUGUCCAUUUUUAUAAUGCUGGCAGUAAAGAGGUACUGCUCUUUGUGAACAUGUGAAAUAAUUCAUAGACUCUUGGACCAAAGGCUAUGAUCAAACAUUUGGAAUUGGUUUGCUCUCACUGGG
This is a messenger RNA of Boleophthalmus pectinirostris (great blue-spotted mudskipper), 2438 nucleotides long. RefSeq names its product solute carrier family 22 member 16 (gene slc22a16). The transcript has 8 exons. The record is from RefSeq and is a predicted model, not a curated record. NCBI's taxonomy places the organism in Eukaryota, Metazoa, Chordata, Actinopteri, Gobiiformes, Gobiidae. Gene Ontology annotation, biological process: transmembrane transport. Gene Ontology annotation, cellular component: membrane. Bases 132 to 1853 code for a protein of 573 amino acids.